AUGCCUUCAGAUCUCCAACAGCUGUCUCCAGAACCUUUUCAGGAGGAAAAACUACCGCCUCCAUCCCAAAAAAUCCCCGGGAUCCCACCUCCAGGUUCACAUUCGGGAACUCCACUUACAAGCAGAAUCAUUUCCUCUUUAAGCUUCAUCCAGAAGUACUCCAUUCUUCCCUUUGCCGGAUUCUCACUAAUCCAUCUUUCCUCGGUUGUCGUUUUGCCCGCUCUCUUCGGGGUCGACGCAGGAAACGAGGCGAUCGACGUGGGUCGUGAACUCUACCAGACUGCCAACUUGGAGCCUAUUGUGUUGGGAUCAGUCGUGGCCCAUGUUGCUUCUGGUGUACUGUUGAACCUCCUGAGGAAGUUGAUCGACUUGCGGAAGCACGGAAUAGCAAACAAAGCAUCGAAAGGCAAGAAAAAGCCCGUUGCCAAGCCCCGCAACAAUGAAGGAACCGUCAAUGACGUCAAUGAAGGCUUGGGCGGAGUUUUGUCCAUACUGGGAUUCAGCUCAAUCAAAUCCAUCACGUAUCGGUGGUUUGGAGUUUCUCCUCUCAGUUUUUCUGGAUACGUACUCAUCCCACUUCUCGCCGGUCACGUGCUCAAGAUGAGGGUUAACCCGCUUCUUGUUGAUGGCGAUUCCUCGUAUGUUGAUCUCUCGUACAUGUCAUAUGCACUUUCAACUUCCAAGGUCGUGUUUCCCUUUUACGCUUUCCUGGUUUUUGUUGGUGCCUAUCAUAUGGUUUCGGGUUCGAACCGGCUCUUGGGUCUUUUCUCAAGAAAGGCCAGAAAGGUUGCUUACAUUGUCAUAUACUCGUUGCUGUCGUUAAGUGUAGUUAGUUUGGUGAAUAUUCUGAGAAUGCCACCUGUUGUGGCAAGUAUGGCCGAGAGAUUUUCGAGAUACAUUGAUUACAUAUGA
Molecule: messenger RNA, 912 nt
Organism: Brettanomyces bruxellensis
Lineage: Eukaryota; Fungi; Ascomycota; Pichiomycetes; Pichiales; Pichiaceae
Exons: 1
Coding region: 1-912 (303 amino acids)
Biological process (GO): mitochondrion organization; lipid homeostasis
Cellular component (GO): mitochondrial outer membrane
Source: RefSeq, a predicted model, not a curated record